Bradysia coprophila is the source of this 2038-nucleotide messenger RNA. RefSeq lists its product as uncharacterized. Gene Ontology annotation, cellular component: cytoplasmic vesicle membrane. NCBI's taxonomy places the organism in Eukaryota, Metazoa, Arthropoda, Insecta, Diptera, Sciaridae. The record is from RefSeq and is a predicted model, not a curated record.
UCCUAUACACAUUAUAAUAGAAACGAGAGUUUCUAAGGAAUUUCAGUAAUGAAGAAACGUAUUUUCAACUAAGUGCGAAACAAAUGUCCCAUAAAGUGUAUCUCGCGACAAUUAAAAUAGCUUAAUUCGCCAAGCAUAACUGUUUAAAAUUCGGGAUAUAAAAAAUGCCAAAAUUCUUUUGUAUCAAUUUGCUUGUGUUUAAUGAAAAAAAAUGUUGCAUGGAUACCUGAUAGCAUUCGGAAUAGCUGCCUUUCAAAAUCUAUUUCUAGUGACUAAACAGUUUAUUGAAAUCGUUGUUUUAUCACCAAUCCCGUUCCAAAAUGUUACAUGAUAAUGUUUUUAUCAUAGUGUUGGAAAAUGCAUAGAAAAGAUUCAGUUGUGUCAGCUCGCUUCUGCGAAGGGGGCCAUCGCUGUUCACCGCCAAAAGAGUGCUGUCCACAGGGUUGUUGCUAUUUGUACGCUCCGCCAAGUGCUCCACGAACCACACCACCGUCAACCGAUCAUGUACUUAAUUUGUUUUUUAUCAAUCACUGGUAUUUUUGGUGUGUUGUUUUGGCUCUCAUUCUUGCUAUAUUAUGUGCAUGUUCGUUAUGGAAAAAGCGACGACAACUGUGCGGAUGGGGCUCUCCUGGCCCACAUUCACAAUCAGGUGAUUCGGCAGGUUCAUGUUAUGCGCCGCCCCAAUACAGUCGAUGCAGUUCAUUUCAUCAUGCACCGCCACCUUACACAGAGGUGACAUCAAAACCGGAUCUUUAUCCACUUGUAUUUACAUGCAACGGAGACAAUAGUAAGAAUGGUUCAAGCUACUUAAUGGUCCAAUAUUUUCGAAAUUACAUCGUUCGACCCGUUGGCUCACUAUCCGCUACUAGUACAGUUGAUUCGUUAAGUUCCAGUUGUAUUUGUAUAGCAAAUGAAGCGAAUACAUUGGUGCCUCCUCCAUAUUCUCGAGCAGCUAGUCCCGAUCUGUCGUUGACCACCCGUUCGUAUGGUAUACCGCGAUCAGCUUCGCAGCAAGGAUGCUCGUUGGAAAACUACACGUACCAAUCGGUGCCAGUGUUCUCCAAUGACGAUCUGAGCACAACAUCAGCCAGUAACAUUGCACUGCGUGCAUCAGAAAGUGCAACAAUUCAUACGGAUAACGGUGUUAAUGCGAACACGAUGCAUUUAUCUCGAAGCGACCAACAAUUCAAACAAACUAUGAUCACUCAUAGCAUUAGUAACAUAAGUAUACCGGUGACUGGUGUUGAUGUGGCUACCAUUAGCCAAGCGAUAAACACCCAAAAUACAAACAGUAAUAAUAGCACAAAUUCGUACAGCAGCAUGAAUGCAAUAUAUAAUAUCCAGCAGCAACUUCCUUGUGAUAGUUUUAGUGAAGAAUCGCCAAUAAACGGAGACAUUUUGCAAAAAUUCAACGACAUGAGACGAUAUGUGAAUUCGAAUAGUGGUUCGGCCAUAUCCAGUUUAAACAAUGUGGGCACACCGGACUCACCGCCACGUGCAACUAGUCCUACGGACGAGGUGAAGGAAUUACUGCAGCAAAUCAGACAAUUGCAAAAAGAAAACAGUGACGAUCGUAUCGAAGAUCCAUCGCCCAGCAGUGCUGCAUCCGCACCGAAAACGACACGAACAACCGCCUCAAUUCGCCCAUCAUCGUUGCAUCGCAAAGAUUUCUUUGCCAAGAAGGUGCGAUACGUGUCCAUCACGAAUGCGGGUGGUGCGAAAACCAUUCGCAGUCCACUCGGAUCGGGUUGUUCGAGCUUGUUGGGCAAAGGACGUAGUCGCAAAGGUUGGAUAUCGAAAUCGGCUCCAACCACACCCGCAACUGCCUUACCGCCGUGUUUUCUAGAUGACGACAGUCAAUCACUAUUAAAUGAACAAGACGAAGAUGUCGAAACAAAUUAGAUUUCUUAUAAAUUGGCUGAUUGGAAAUUUUCACAAUUUUUAAAACGGACAAUCGCCGCCACCCCCUUAAAAUACAAAAACCAAAAUUGUUACAUAUUCGAACUAUAGAAGAUUCAGUUUAUCGUUUAAAACAAAA